UGCGCAGUCGAUUACAAACAAUACGCAGAAAAGGAUAACAACAGACAUUCGACAAUAACACAGUAUUCACGCAAUUCCUGCUUCAUUCCUGCUUCAAACAUUAAUUAUUUAGAGAGAGAGUUGCUGAUUUGUGCUAUAAAACUAUAUUCCAAAGAAUCAAAAUUUACCAAAACAGGACAAGAAGACGAAGAAGAAAGAAUACAAAAAACCGCAGCUGCAUCGAAACAUAGCAAAGUUGUGCACAACGCUGAAGAAUCUGUAUACGGUCCGGAAAUAAAAUUACACCCGUCCACCAACACACUACAGCUGUCGUCACAUCGCUCCCAGCAGGAAGAGCAGGCUGGAAAUAUAAGCGAUCUGCACCGAAAUAGAGCACGUAAGCGUAAACGAUCGUGUUAAUGCAGUAUUCGUCGCUGCUGGUACUGGCGCAAGCGUUCCAUUACCACGCCGACUGCGAUCGUGAGCAGUUCACGCGGUAGCUGCGUAUUUCCACUGUGUCGGAUUGCUGCACACAUGUGUUUUAUCCAUCGUCCACUGUUGCUGACCGUCGUGAGUGUUGAGUGAAAAAGGUGGAAAUUCUCCAUCCGUACAGCAGGAAGCCGAGAGCGAGUGCUGAAAGAAUCGAACGGAUAAGGAUAUCCGCACCAGAGCGUGCGGCGGUGCCACAGGAUGGCGCCUUCGUUCACCAAAUAUUGGUGGGCAGUUCUGGUAAUCCUGUCGCUGGACUGGCUAUCAUCUUCUGCAGCCGAUAAUGCAACUUCCAAAGAACCGAUCAUUUUCACCGUGGCGAGCAACGCAACGGAGGGCUAUGUGCGCUAUCUCCGAUCGGCGAAACACUACGGCCUCACCGUGACGACACUCGGCAUGGGCAAACCGUGGCUCGGCGGGAACAUGAAAUCGGUCGGUGGAGGGUACAAGAUUAAUUUACUCCGCGAAGCGCUCAAACCGUACCGCGCGGAGAAAGAUCGCCUGGUGCUGUUUACCGACAGCUACGACGUGCUGUUCCUGGCACCGUGGGCCAAGAUCCAGGAAAAGUUUGCCACCUUCGAUGCGUCGAUCGUGUUCGGAGCGGAGGGAUUUUGCUGGCCGGAUGAAUCGCUGAAAAGUGCCUAUCCUUCGCUUGAAGGGCGUGGAAUGCGGUUUUUGAAUUCGGGUCUGUUUAUGGGGUACGCGGACAAGCUGUACAAGCUGCUGAAGACACCGUCAAAGGACACGGAAGACGAUCAACUGUACUACACAAAGGCGUACCUGGACGAGGAGCUGCGCCAGGAGCUUAACAUUAAGCUCGAUCAUACGGCCACCUUGUUCCAGAACCUGAAUGGUGUGGAAGAGCAGGUUGUGCUGUCGCUUGAGCCGACGGAGAAGGAAGCUACGCUGACAAACUCCGAGUACAACACAAAACCAGCGAUCGUACACGGUAACGGGCCUAGCAAGUUGACGCUCAACAGUUACGCCAACUAUCUUGCCGGAGCGUUUGUUGAUGGUGAGUGCCAAACGGUGCAAGAAGAUCGAGUAACGCUCGAGAAAGAUGGCCCGCUGCCGCUCGUAACGAUGGCACUGUACGUGGAGAAACCGACGCCCUUCCUGGAGGAAUGGUUCGGAACGAUUGCGAAACUCAACUAUCCGGCCGAUCGGUUGGAUGUGCUGGUACACUCGAACGUAGCGUACCAUGCGGCGACCGUAAAAGCAUUCGUCGAUCGACACGAGGGACACUAUCGGUCGCUGAAGGUGAUCGAGCACGAUGCAGACUUUACGGAAACGGCCGCCCGGAACUUUGCCGCGAAGCACUGUGAGCAGCGCGGAUGUGACUAUCUGUUCGUCGUCGAUUCGGAAGGACAUUUGGAUGAUGCGAAUGUGCUGCGAUCGCUGAUAGAGGCGAAUCGGAACGUGAUCGCACCGGUUCUGACACGUCCGGAGAAAGUGUGGAGCAACUUCUGGGGAGCUCUCAGUGGGCAAGGGUUCUAUGCCCGCUCGAACGAUUACAUGGACAUUGUGAGCCGCAAACUGCUCGGGCUGUGGAAUGUUCCGUUCAUCUCGAUCGUGUACUUGGUGAAGCGUGCCAUACUGCCCGAUUUGAGCUACGAGCUGCAGGAAACCGAUCCGGACAUGGCCAUGUGUUGGCACUUCCGCUCGAAGGGCAUUUUUAUGCACGUGAUCAAUACGGAGCAGUAUGGGCAUCUGAUCGAUACGGAGUAUUUCGACAUGACGCGCACCCAUCCGGACUUUUACCAGCUGUUUAACAACCGCCACGAUUGGGAGCAACGGUAUCUGGCGCCGGCGUACAAGCAGCAGCUCGAGGACACCUUCGUACCACAGCAACCGUGUCCGGAUGUUUAUUGGUUUGCGCUCGGGUCGGACCGCUUUUGCGAUGAGUUGCGCGAUAUCGUAGAAGCCUUCGGCGAGUGGUCGGACGGAUCGCAUACGGACAAGCGUUUGCAGGGCGGCUAUGAGGCCGUGCCGACGCGUGACAUCCACAUGAACCAGGUGGGAUUGGAGCAGCUGUGGUUGAAGCUGCUGCAGCUGUACGUGCGUCCGCUGCAGGAGAAGGUUUUCGUCGGCUACUUCCACGAUCCACCACGCUCGCUGAUGAACUUUGUCGUCCGCUAUCGGCCGGAUGAGCAACCAUCUCUGCGUCCCCAUCACGAUUCGUCCACGUACACGAUAAACGUCGCCCUCAACACGGUUGGCGUUGAUUACGAGGGCGGUGGCUGUCGAUUCCUGCGCUACAACUGCUCCGUCACCGAUACGCGCAAGGGCUGGAUGUUGAUGCAUCCGGGCCGGUUGACCCACUUCCACGAGGGUCUGGUGACGACGAAGGGAACCCGCUACAUUAUGAUUUCGUUCGUCGAUCCGUAGAAAGGGAUGGGAAGACUGAACGGAACCGGUAUGCGCACGACUGCCUUCUUCCUACGUCUGACUCAACUGCAACGCGCACGGAGCCCCGUUUCUUCCAUUAUAAUCUCCUCUUCUAUGUGUACUAGAGUCGGUAAGAUUGUGUUCAUUCUAGGUUUUCAUUCUAGCGGGCAAGGGAUUCUGCUGUGCCAUUAGUGUGUACUGUCGCGCCCGUAUGCUCCGGGGUUCGCAUACGCAUCGAACGUAGAUUUUUUAAUAAUAAAACAAAACGAACAAAAUCCAACUAACAUACCUUAA
This is a messenger RNA of Anopheles stephensi (Asian malaria mosquito), 3150 nucleotides long. It is a transcript of the gene Plod, whose product is annotated as procollagen-lysine,2-oxoglutarate 5-dioxygenase. Bases 670 to 2856 code for a protein of 728 amino acids. The record is from RefSeq and is a predicted model, not a curated record. Gene Ontology annotation, cellular component: endoplasmic reticulum. The transcript has 3 exons. Gene Ontology annotation, biological process: peptidyl-lysine hydroxylation. Gene Ontology annotation, molecular function: L-ascorbic acid binding; iron ion binding; procollagen-lysine 5-dioxygenase activity. Lineage: Eukaryota; Metazoa; Arthropoda; Insecta; Diptera; Culicidae.